AUGGCCAAGUCUAAAUCCGCCAAGCGUAAGCGCAAUGCGCAGGUUGACCUCCCACAAAAGGCUCCAAAAGCCGAGUCUACACUAACGCCGCCUCCUGACGGUACAACUCUGGAGCCCAAGCAACUCCAGACAGUCAUUUCGGAUGAGGAACUUGACAUUACCGUCGAUACCCUGCAGACCCUCGCUCAGUAUCCCAAUCUCACCAAGUCGAAAGCCUGCAAGGACCUUCGUAUCGCAGUUUAUGACUUUCGUCAGGCCUGCACCACUGGCGUCAAUUCCUCAGAUGGCGCCAACCUGACAGCGCGCAUAACGGGCGCUCUAGCCGACGAAAAGUAUCUUGAAGCCAGGAUUCUGCUGGCUGAGAUGAGAAUUAGACGGGAACAACCCAAGAUCGGAGCUUUGUGUCGCUGGGUGCGAGAUUUAGAUGUCGUCAGCGGCCUUUCGACACAGCCUGGACUUGACCAUGUGUCUCUCAAGCGGAGCACUAAGGAUUUAGAACUCCUUGGUGUUCUUGAUGCCAUCUUGCGCGUCAGUACACCAAUCGAUACCAGUCCGAAUGCCGUCGACUCCACCUCCCCUAUCGCUUUUCAAUCCAUCUGGGACCUUCGUCCCUCGACGGCACCGCUACCGGUUUAUGCCUCUGUCCUCGAUAAAUCAAUAUUGUCCGAUGCGCCUACAUCUCCCUCCGCGAUCCGUGUCAUUGAAACAACUCCCGGCCCUCUCCGUAAACCUCCGAAUCAUCAUCCUGCCAUUCUAUACACAACGUCUCCAAAUGCCGUCCCAUUAGCCCCGGUGGGCCCGUCUAUUAAAUAUCAUCCACACCCCGCUGUCCCAGGCCUUGGACUUGCCUUGAAUGUCCUGUCUGAAGCGGAGUGCAAAGCAAUCAUUGCAGCCGGUGAAUCAGUCAACUUUCUCCCCGACGCACCUUUACGCGAAGACGGCGACAUGAGUAUCCUAGCCCACAACUUUUACUGGAUUGUCGAUACCACUUUUCACGACAUUCUUUGGGCGCGAAUUUCGCCAUAUGUACCACCUUCAAUCAAUGGUCGUCUUGUGCGAGGCAUCAAUCGGCGCUUCCGAGUGUACAGAUACGUUCCCGGUGCCGAAUACCGGUGUCAUAUUGAUGGAGCCUGGCCUCCAUCCGGUAUCCUGCCUGAUGACACUUAUGUUUAUGACUCCUCUCCGGAAGGGCAAAAGCAGAGUUCUAUGUACACCUUCUUAUUAUAUCUCAACGAUGAAUUUGAGGGCGGAGAGACCACUUUCUUCAUGCCGGCCGCGCGAGAGGGCACUCUCAAUGCAUACCCGGUACGACCUGUGAUGGGAGCCGUCGCAAUAUUCCCGCAUGGUGAGUCGAAUGGAGCCCUACUGCAUGAAGGGACCGGAGUUAGGAAAGGUGCAAAAUAUAUUAUCAGAACCGACGUAGAGUAUGAUGUUAAACCAUCUGAGGAUUAA
Molecule: messenger RNA, 1452 nt
Organism: Penicillium macrosclerotiorum
Lineage: Eukaryota; Fungi; Ascomycota; Eurotiomycetes; Eurotiales; Aspergillaceae
Product: prolyl hydroxylase family protein
Exons: 2
Coding region: 1-1452 (483 amino acids)
Biological process (GO): peptidyl-proline hydroxylation to 4-hydroxy-L-proline
Cellular component (GO): endoplasmic reticulum
Molecular function (GO): iron ion binding; procollagen-proline 4-dioxygenase activity; L-ascorbic acid binding
Source: RefSeq, a predicted model, not a curated record